This is a messenger RNA of Rhododendron vialii, 4542 nucleotides long. RefSeq names its product putative disease resistance protein RGA3. The record is from RefSeq and is a predicted model, not a curated record. The transcript is spliced from 3 exons. The coding region runs from base 191 to 3889 and encodes 1232 amino acids. Gene Ontology annotation, molecular function: ADP binding. Gene Ontology annotation, biological process: defense response to other organism. NCBI's taxonomy places the organism in Eukaryota, Viridiplantae, Streptophyta, Magnoliopsida, Ericales, Ericaceae.
GGAUGGUUGAGCCCACCACCACCAAUAGAUUCUCUUGUCUUUGGCUCAACGAAAUUUUCUUGUUUCUCAAUUCUCACGCUCCCUGUCUCUCUCCAUUGUUUCCCAUAUUGCCAUCUCUCUUUGAGGAUUGAGCGAACCAACAAAACUCUGUUCUUUUUUUCCAAAACUCAAAAAAAAAGAAAAAAGGAAGAUGACUAUUUCUCCUCUCAUCUCUGCUGCUCAGGCAGCCCUGACUAGCUUGAUUCCACUAGCAACUGAACAAAUCAAAGGGGCAGUGUUUAAUUUCCAAGAUGAUCUCACGUCUCUCCACAGAAGGUUAACCAUGAUUCAAGCUCUCUUGAGCGACGCUGAAAAUAGCCCAAGAAAGAUAAAAUCAGAAGUUCUGAAGCUGUGGCUGAAGAAUCUCAAGCUGGCAAUUUGUGAUGCCGAGAACGUGCUGGAUGAGAUUGCUUAUGAAACUCUUCGAGGCAAGUUGGAGGUACGAAAGAGGGACAAGGUAAGCAGCUUCUUUUCACACUCAAAUCCCUUGGCAUUUCGUCCAAAGAUUGCUAACAAGGUCAAGAGCAUCAAUUUAUUACUAGACAGAAUCUGCAAAGAGGCAAAUGAAAUUGGCCUUGCUCCAGCAAAUCAGCUCAUAAAUGCUAGUGGUGUCAUUCAACCUACUGAAUUCUCUAGGCUGACUCACCCCUUUAUAGGUGAUUCAUCAGUUGUGGGAAGGAAUGGUGAUGUCUCUAUGGUGAGAGACAUGUUACUUGGCUCCGGUGUAGAAGAUGAUUUACCUGUGGUUGCCAUUGUCGGAAUGGCUGGGCUUGGAAAGACAACCCUUGCUCAGCUUAUUUACAAGGACGACAAGGUUGUGAAUUGUUUUGGUGAUCGGAGAAUGUGGAUUUGUGUGUCUGAUAAUUUUGAUGUUCAAAGGCUGCUUAAUGAGAUGAUGCAGUCUCUGACUCGAGAUAAAUCAGAGACACCAACAAUUGAAGGAAUAGUGAGAAAACUUCGUGAGAGAUUAAAUGGAAAUAAAUAUCUUCUUGUACUGGACGAUGUUUGGAACACAAGUAUAAACAAAUGGGAAUGCAUGAGGAAUUGUUUGCAAGAAAUUGGUGGUUGCAAGGGAAGCAAAAUUAUAGUCACAACCCGUAGUAUGGAGGUGGUAUCAACUAUGCGAACGUCUCCAUCUCUCACUCAUCGUUUGGGUGAGCUAUCGUUUGAUGAUAGCUGGAACAUGUUUAGGAAAAGAGCUUUUGCAAAUGGAGGACCAAGAGAAAAUCGAACUUUGGUGGAUAUCGGCAGAAGAAUGGUAGCACAGUGUAAGGGUGUGCCAUUAGCAGUAAACUCUUUAGGAGGUUUAUUGUACUCUAAGCAGUAUCAAAAGGAAUGGGAGUUGAUUGAGACGACUAGAAUGUGGAAAUCACUUGCAAAUGAAGAUGGGAUUCUUUCUGUAUUGAGGCUGACUUACGAUCAUUUACCAUCCCCAUGCUUGAAACAAUGUUUUGCAUUCUGUUCAUUUUUUCCAAAGGACUUUCAAAUUCCAAAGGAUGAGCUGAUUUGGCUAUGGAUGGGUCUGGGAUAUCUUGAUCAGUCUUCUUCAGAAGGAAAUUUGGAAAUGGAAGAUGUGGGUAAUGAAUAUUUCAAUAUUUUUUUACGCAAUUCAUUGUUGCAAGAUGUCAAAUUGGAUGAGAACAAUGAUAUUAAGAGCUGCAAGAUGCAUGAUCUUGUGCAUGAUCUUGCACUAGAUGUCUCAGAGGGUAGUUGUUUGACUUUGAAGGCUACUAAGGUGAAGGACCAUUCCGAGGUUCAACAUCUAAUAUUGCAUCUUGGAGAAGGAGAAGGCUUUGAGAAUUUAAAAAACGGUACAAAUUUGAGGACACUGUCUUUAACCGGGCAUCUUCCCAAGAACUUUAAAGAUGUAAAACGUAUACGUGCCCUAACUUUGGAGAUGCCAGAUGUCAAAGAGUUGCCAAGUUCAAUGCGCAAGCUAAAACAUUUGAGGUAUUUCGACCUUUCAAGGACUUCAAUUGAAAAGCUGCCAAAUUAUAUCACUAGUUUCUACAAUUUGCAGACAUUGAGACUUCCCCCCAGGUUGGCAGAAAUUCCAAAUGAAUUCCAUAAGUUGUUUAACUUGAGACAUUUCUGUAUCAGUGUUACAGAUUAUACUAAGAAAUUGAUGCCGAAGAUGAUAGGGCAAUUGACUUCUUUGCAGACACUACCUUUCUUUGUGGUUGGCAAGGAGAAGGGCAACAAAAUUGCAGAGUUGGGAAGUUUAUGCCAGUUAAGAGGUAGAUGUCAUGUUUACGGUCUCCAGCAUGUAAAGGACAAGGAAGAAGUAGAAAAGGCUAAAAUGCAAGAGAAAUCAGGCAUUACUGAGUUGGGAUUACAUUGGGAUGGGGACUUUGGAAAAACUGACUUUUAUCAUGAGGAUGUGUUGCAAGGACUCAAACCUGAUAGGAAUGUGAAGAAUUUAUUACUCGAAAAUUUUGGUGGACAAAGACUUGCAUCAUGGAUGAGUGGAGACAUCCAGUUUCUACAAAAUUUGGUUGAUAUCGAAUUAAGGAGCUGCAGGGAAUGUGAACAAGUCCCAACACUUGGACACCUUCCGCAUCUUGAAGUUGUUUCCAUGGUUGGUUUCGAUAAUCUGACGCAUAUAGGUCCCAACUUCUACGGAUUGGAUGAAAGAAUUUUCGGUCAUGGUAGUAGUAGUACUCGGGCUGCACCAACAACAAUAGUAUUUCCGGCCCUGAGAAAACUCACUCUAUGUAAUAUGCCUCAACUAAAAGAAUGGUCAGAUAGAUCGUCAUUGCCAGUUGUUGCCACGAGUACAAUGGAGUUCUUUCCUUGUCUUGAGGAGUUAUGGAUCUCGGAUUGCCCUCAGUUGAUGACGAUUCCAGGCCAUUUGUUAUCCCUUCAAGCUUCAACUAUUGCUUGGGAGUCUGCUUUCUAUUACGCAAAAGGGUUGCGUGGCCCCCACAAGCCCUACUUGAUCUUAGAGGUACAUGCUUCAACAAAUAUUGGUCUUCUCAUGGCUGAAUUGCUUGAAAAAAGCAAAUCCCUAAGGUUUCUGGAGAUACAGAGAUUCAAGGAGCUGUGUUAUUUGCCAAACCAGCUACUGGACCUAUUGUCUCUUGAGAUGUUAGAGAUAAGCUAUUGCUCUAAUCUGGUGUAUAUAGUUGAAGAUAAAGAAGUAGCAUUCGACAGCCUAACUUCUCUUCAAUUGCUUUCGAUUAAGUGGUGUGAUAAGUUAAGAUGUUUGCCGAAAGGGCUACUACAACCAACCCUUGUAACAUUAGCGAUUUCGGAGUGUCCGAAUUUAGGAAUGGCACAUCCAGAUGAAUUGUGUGCCCUCUCAUCCCUCAAGAACCUGAGAAUAGAAGGGUGUCCAAGAUGGAAGAAUUAUUGGGAGGAGGGGCUGCUCUGCCUUACCAGCCUUAAGCAAUUGGUGAUAGGGGACUUCUCAGAGGAGCUUGAAUAUUUCCCCUGGCCCUCCUCCAGUGCUACUGCUGCUGCUGCUAACAAAGAAUUCCCCUUCAUCUCCCUAGAGUCUCUGAGUUUAGGGGGCUGGGAAAAGCUCAAGUAUCUGCCUGAUCAACUUCAGCACCUCACUACAUUGAGAGAGUUGAAAAUUUGCUCUUUCAAAGGGUUGGAAGCUCUGCCUGAGUGGUUGGGCAACCUUUCAUCACUUCAAAUUUUGCAUCUCUGGCGUUGCAGAAGCCUGACGAGUUUUCCAUCAUUGGAAACAAUUCAACGCCUCACCAAUUUGCAUACUGUGUUUCUGAAUCGUUGUCCCCUUCUAUUGGAAACAAUCAAUAAGGAAAGCAACGACCAAGAAUGGCCCAAGAUUUACCACAAUGUAUCUAUCAAGUACGAGCACUGGUCUUUUGACGUCUUUCAAUAACUGGGCACAAGAAAUCAGGUGAAGAGAAAAAAGUAACAGAAAUGAAAAUGCAAGAUAAUGUGGAAUAGAGGCUUAAGCUCUCAAAAUUGAGUCCAAGGUAGCCAACAAAUAAACUUGCAGACUUGAUGCCUUGCUUUUUUAAAUCUGGUGAGUUUAACUCUUGGGUUUGGAGGUCGAAGUUCUUGGUUGAGACUACUCUAACCUAAGUUAAGAAUAUUGAGCAGGCAUUUAGAAAUUACUUUCUAUAUAAGUUUCUUAGAAUUUCUGCCAACGCUACAGGCAGUCACAGCUCUUCUGAGAUUGUUGUAUUGAGGGUCGUAUCCACUGGUCAAUUGUGGUUCUUUCUGGACCUCGUCCCGCAAAUACACUUCACAAACCAACUCCUUUUUCCCUUUUGUUAUGGUCUCAUAAUUUUUUCCAGGUUGAAAGUAUCAUUUGUAUUAACCAUUUGAAGAAAAUGGUUAAAAAUGUAGAUAUUGAUGACAAAUGUUGAUGUAUUAUAGGACACUGAGUUGGAAUACACUGCACAACCUUGUAAUUGAUCCAUUGCGCUACUCCCUAAUUGAGUUGAAGAAAGUUGGAAAGCCUUCAGAGCUUCAGCCCCUACCUUCCUGUUCAAUUAAAAAGAAGAUUGGCAAAAGAUUGCAUAUGUU